Lizanozyma spartinae is the source of this 1668-nucleotide messenger RNA. RefSeq names its product MFS transporter. Bases 1 to 1668 code for a protein of 555 amino acids. The record is from RefSeq and is a predicted model, not a curated record. The transcript has a single exon. Lineage: Eukaryota; Fungi; Ascomycota; Pichiomycetes; Serinales; Debaryomycetaceae. Gene Ontology annotation, biological process: xenobiotic detoxification by transmembrane export across the plasma membrane. Gene Ontology annotation, cellular component: membrane. Gene Ontology annotation, molecular function: fluconazole transmembrane transporter activity; xenobiotic transmembrane transporter activity.
AUGUAUAGAUUUGUUAGAGAUUCAUUUUUCGGUAACUCUGUCUACCAUAUAUCUGGCAGGAAGUUUUUUAGACAACCUGAGGAAUUGGAGUCGUAUGUAGUUGAUGAAAAAUACUUGGGUGCUGGUCCAGAAGCUAACCCUAUAGCUACAGAAAGCUCCAAAGAAGGUGAUGGUGAGGAUCGUUAUUCAGAGAAAAAUGAAGACAUAGAGAAGUCUCAAGAUGAUAGUUCCUCAGGUAUAGAGAAGGAAGACCUCAUUAUAGUUGAUUGGGAUGGUGAAGAUGAUCCAGAAAACCCUCAGAAUUGGCCAACAUACCAAAAGGUUAUCUUUGCAUCUCUUGUUGGAUUCUUAACAUUCUCAGUAUAUGUUGCUUCUGCUAUCUACACCCCAGGUCUUGAGGAGAUUAUGUCACAAUUUAAUGUUUCAGAAACGGUGGCUAUCGUCCCAUUAACUAUGUUUGUUGUUGGUUACGGUAUUGGACCAAUGUUCUUAUCUCCCAUUACUGAGAAUGCAGCUGUGGGUAGAAAUUAUGUUUACAUUUUAACAUUAUUUAUUUUCUUCAUCUUACAAAUACCAACUGCGUUAUCUAAAAAUAUUGCCAGUUUGUCUGUUUUAAGACUUAUAUCCGGGUUUUUUGCUUCUCCUGCUUUGGCUACCGGCGGUGCUUCUAUGGCUGAUGUUAUUCAAUUCCCUUAUCUUCCGGUUGGUUUAUGUGCUUGGGCUUUGGGUGCUGUUUGUGGUCCAUCAUUUGGUCCAUUGAUUGGUGGUGUUUUAACCGUUAAGCAUGAUUGGAGAUGGACCUUUUGGUUCAUGGCAAUGCUUUCUGGUUCUGCCUUGUUUAUUUUGACCUUCUUUCUCCCUGAAAGUUAUGGUAAAGCUUUGCUUUACAGAAAGGCGUUAAGAUUGAGAAAGUUAACUGGUAACCCCAAAAUUACUUCAGAAGGCGAAUUGGAAAUUAAAUCAAUGAAUAGAAAUCAACUUAUUGGUGAUAUUUUAUGGAGACCUUUUGAAAUUACGUUAAUUGAACCAGUGGUUAUGUUGAUUAACAUUUACAUUUCCCUUGUCUAUUCUGUAAUGUACUUGUGGUUUGAGGGUUUUCCAAUUGUUUUCCAACAAACUUAUGGUUUCCCAUUGGUUACCCUUGGUGCAUCAUAUAUCUCUCUUGUCAUCGGUAUUCUCAUUGGCGGUUUAAUCUACAUGGUUUAUAUCUAUCAAAAAUUCACUGUCAAAAUCUUAAAGGGUGAAGGGUUUGUUCCUGAGGUUUUCAUUCCCAUGACCAUCAUUGGUUCGAUCUUAUUGCCUACAGGUAUAUUUAUUUUUGGUUGGUCUGCUGCAAAGGACUUGCAUUGGAUUGGCCCAAUGAUUGGUGCAGGUAUUUUUGGAGCUGGUGCAUUGAUUAUUUUCCAGACUUUAUUCAACUAUUUGAGUUCUUCGUUUUACAGAUAUUUGGCUUCUACUUUUGCUUCCAAUGCAUUAUUUAGAAGUGUCAUUGCUGGCUGUUUCCCAUUAUUCGGUAGACCAUUGUUUGAUAACUUGAAGACCAAUAGAUUCCCUGUUGGGUGGGGUUCUAGUAUUUUGGGUUUUAUUUCCGUGGCCAUGAUUGCGAUUCCUGUUUUCUUCUACAUUUAUGGUCCUCAAUUGCGUGCCAGAUCAAGAUAUGCCAAUUGA